CAGGCGCUCGCCACGAACCCGAGAUGCUCCCGGGCCGCGUUCCCAGUGCCAGCCCAGUUUCCCCAAGCCGAUGAUCAACGAAACCGAGAACGGAAACGCGAAACGGCCCCUCGUAAACCGCCCGUCUGUGCCCGUGCGUCCAGGAUGUAGCCCAGCCCGAGAGCCCAUGAGACGACCCUAGGGGUUCGGGGGACAAGGGGAACGGGGGGAUCGGGGGGUGCGGGGACAGGGAGGACGAGGACGCGGACGGGGACGCGGGGGGCCGGGGGUGGGGGCGGGGUCGGGGGGAUGGGGGAGCGGGAGGCCCGGUCGGUGGCCCUGGAGAAGGCCUACGUGCACGAGGUGUACCAGCAGAUGACCAAGGCGGAGCACCCGCACCACGAGACAAACAGCCCCUGGCCCAGGAUCAAACAGCUCAUCGAGCAGCUCGAACCCGGCUCCCUCGUCUGCGACGUCGGUUGCGGAAAUGGAAAGUAUUUGAGUAUGAAUUCCUCAGUUUUCAAGAUUGGAGGGGAAAGAUGUAGUAGGUUAGCUCACGUCGCAAGACAUAAAGAAAAUGAGAUAAUAAUCUGUGAUAAUUUAGCAUUGCCGUUUCGGGACGAGAGUUUCGACGCAGUGCUAUCUAUAGCUGUAGUUCACCACUUAGCCACCACCGAGAGGCGAGUCUGCGCCCUCAAGGAGUUGACCAGAGUGCUCAGGAUAGGUGGCAAGCUCAUCAUAACUGUCUGGGCCAUGGAACAGCGCCAUCGGAAGUUUGAAUCACAAGAUGUACUCGUGCCUUGGCAUCGGCCGCAAGUUCUGAGCACGCCUUCAUUCGACUCGUGGCAGACCACCACCUCAGAGGACGACUGCCCUCCACCAUACGCUUACAUCCAGGCUUCCGACAGCGAUUCCACCUGGUUACAAAGGGCGCACUGUAGAGCGAAGAAGGAUAAAGGUCGGCAGAAGGGCCGCUCGGAGGUCAUGCGGAGCUCACCGAGUAGCUCCAGUCUCUCCAGCCCUAACGAGACCUGUUACAGCUUCGUCCGCAAAGCGCUACAGAAACUGGCGGGCGGGAAGCGGGGCUCGCGGAGCCGGGGUUGGUUCCUGGAGCCGUGGACGUCGACGCAGAGCGAGGAGAUCCCGAUGAAGCGCUACGACCCGGAGGGCUGCGAGGACACGGAGGACAUCCAAGACCUCCCGAUCGAGCUGCGCCGCUUGGACGAGGACGUGGAGACGGCGCUGGAGAAGCGGCAGAACUUCGCGGCGACGCGGCAGGCCUCCGAGCACCUCAACUUCAAGUCCAAGUCCCUCUCGGACAUCGGGACGCAGCCGCGGGAGGAGGCCCCGGAGCCGCUGACGCGCUCCCGUUCGAGCGUGCCGAGCCUGAGCCUGGAGCUCCGCCCGGAGAUCUCGGUGGAGGCGCCCCAAGUGGACCCGGCCGAGGAGCGCGCCCCCGCCAAGCCGCGCCUCGUCAAGCAGAAGAAGUCCAUCUGCGACGAGGACUUCGAGGAGGAGGACCGCGACAAACCCACCGACAUGCGCGACCUCGUCAAAGCCAUGCCCGAGUUCAAGGUCGCUAGCCAGGCCCGCCUCCGCGAAACCCUCUUCAACAAGCAGGUCUCGAUGAACGAAGAGCUCAUGUCGACGGAGCGGAUGCGGGAGAAGGAGAAGGUCCGGCAGAACAUCCAGAAGCAGGCGUCGCUUAACGAGGACCUCAUCUUCCGGCGGCGCGCCCCCCGGACCAUCGACUCCUUGCGCAACUCCUUCUUCUCGACCUCCACGUCGACCGCCAAGCGGUUCCAGCUCCUCAAGAGCGGCCUCACCUCCAAGCUCAAGUCCUCGACGACCAACAUCGAGAAAGCCGUCACGAGCUCCACCUUCAAGAACGGCUUCGUGCGCAUGCUCCAGGGCUGGAAGUCGGACGCGCCAAUCCCCCAGCCGGCCCCUCCGCCGCCUCACCCCAUGCCGCCGCCGGUGGAGGCCGUCAUCUCCGAGGACCGCACCUCCGUCGAGCGGCGCCACUCCAAGGAGGACGGCUCCGACUCCUCCAAAGACUCCAGCCUCCAGAGCGACACCUCCGUCGACUCCGAGGACAGCUUCGCCUCCGUCAUCUACAUCCCGAAACCCGAAGAGGUGCUCCACAUGGAGCAGUCGGUUACAUCCCCCACGCUCUUGGCCUCGAACCCCGUCUCCCCGCAAGCGACCUCCCCUAAGCUCAAGUUCCCCCCGCAGCCUAUCUCCCCGAAACUGGGCGUCUCCCGCUCGCCUAAGUCGCCCAAGUCCCCUCAGUCCUCGUUCGGGCUCUACUCGCACCCCUCCUCCCCCAAGAUCAAGCAGAUCCCCGCCCUCCAGAGCACCUCUACGCCGGCCUCCCCCAUGCUCAAACAUUUCCCGCAGCCGCUCUCGCCGCGGCCCUUCUACGCCAUCUUCCCAUCUUCGAAGCAGUCGCCUCUGGUGAAACCCUGCGACUCGCCUGUGCAGAAGAUCUUCCAGCAGAUUCACCCCAUGCUCAAGUCACCCAAGAGCCCGGUGAGCCCUCCGGUCAUGUCCUCGCUCGCCGACGUCGAGGAGGCCGCCUUGGAGCCUAUGCGCUUGUCGCCCACGCCUGCAUCCCGGCGGAACAUGCAGUCGCCCAAGGAGGACAUCGACAAAGAGCCUCCAGUCACGCCUAAAGAGGAGACACCAGUGGAUUCGGAGCUAGUGCUGUCGCCGUCGCCUUCGGUUUCGAUAACGAAGGACACCGUUGAAACAGAUCCUCAGAGGAAGGAUGAGAAGGAUGAGACGAAAACCAGCAGCGUGCGACCAGUUUCGAUGAGCGAGCUGACGGUGCGGACGGCGUUCCCGCUGGUGCGGCGGUCGACGGAGGAGGGUGGCGACGGGGACGUGGCCGGCGCGCUGGCGCUGGUGACCCGGCAGCCGAACCUCCUCUCGCUGGAGCUCUUCAACCCCGAGACCGACGACGUGGACAGCGACUCCAGCGGUCUCUCCUCCUCCGGCUCCAUCGGCAGCGUCAUCAGCGUCCUCAACGAGGAGCUUCCGCCCGACCUCCCGCCUCAAGAUGCCAUGGCAGGUAGACUAACGGAUAUUACAACCGACUCGUCGAAGUCAAAAAGCUCAAAUUCAAGUCUUCCCACCAGCUCAGAGCUGGAUCUAGAAUUCCAAUCGGACGCCACAAGUCCGCCUUCCGGUCUCAUUGAAGCCGCGGCGGGAGUAGCCAGCUGCUUAGAAGAAACGGUCGAUACGGUAUUGAAAUCCAGUCCGAGGUCAAAACGGAAACAGCUCCACAAUGCGAGCACGGAUAUUUCGUUAGCCUUGGGGUCAGUUUACACCAGACAAGAUUUGGAGAAAACCGUAGGCCCGUCAGAAGAGGAUCUAGAUAUCACUGACGACGACAAAGUGAGCAAAGAUCACCAAGGAGCGAGGAAUGAAGAGAAGGGAACGCGGUCGCAGAGUGGUGUUUGUCAGCGAUCUCACAGUGAAAGAUUAGGAACGUGGGGUAAUGAACCGUCCGACUGGAACGAAGGGAAAGGGACCAGGCAACAAGGAACGACCCGGGACAGCGAGAGACCGGUGAACAUCAAAGCGAAAAUGGAAGGUGUUGUCAUUACGAAUAGGAGUACAAACCUGCCGGACGCGGAGGCUGAAUGGGGGCAAGGCAGGCAGCAAAUGGUGGAGUUUGCAGAGAAGUUGAGCGAGAAACUGCGGGCUGAGAUCGACAAGAAUCAGGAACGGGAGAUCAUCGAUGUGGAAUCGAUUCCGGCAAGCAUGGAGGAUCCGUACAUUCAGCGACUGAACAAGGAGUUGGAGAAUCUGAACGAGCUCAGUCAAGAGAUCCACAGCACUCUUUGGCGAAGGGGUUUGGACGAGGAGCCGGAGAAGAGAUCCGAGGGGAAACUACCGCUCGAUGUGCCGUCGGAUGAAACAGCAGACGUUGACAAAACACAGGAACAACAUACGAUGGUCAAAACCAUGAUGGUGGACUCGGAGGAAAGCAAAAUUUCAAAGACUGAACCUUCGCAUAAGAGUUCGGUCACGACUGUGAUCGAGGGCGGGACCAAGUCGGGCGACGCCAGCGCUGACAGCUCCGGCGAGAGCUCGGAAGCGGAAGCCGGAAGUUGGGCCGACUCGAGAAGGAACACGAUCACGUCUCGAACCGACAGUAAAUUACGAACCGCCGAGGCGAAGACUUCCAUGGAGUCGCAAGACGUUAAACCGGAGUCGGUAAUAAACGCGGCAGAAAAACCGAAAGUACCCAGGAUACCCGAGAUGAAGCGGAUCGAGUUGCUAUCGGGGAGCGAGGUGUCCCCUCGUCGACCGAGCAUAUCGGUGGAAACGACCGAGCCCUGCGGGAGGAUAGUCGCUGGGAAGAGCGAAGAGAUGCUCCCAGAGAUAACAGCCUUGCAAUCGACCCUCUCGGUGGAGUCCAGCGAGGCUGGAGAUAUCUCUGACAGGACGGUGGGGAGCAGUAGCGACGGGAGCCGGUCGGAAUCGAGACGGGGGACUAUAGUCCCGACGGAGACCUCCAGCAUUAUGUCCCUCCGUCCAGGACUAUCACUGGAGUCGAGCGAGGCUGGGGAAAGCGGGAGCGUUAGUGAUAUCUCGCGGGCCGGCGACUCGACGAAGAACACGAUCUCUUUCGAUGAACCUCCGAGCGGGAGUCAGAUAUCACUGCUCCGACCCGGCGCGUCCAUUGAGUCGAGCGAGUACGGUGAUAUCUCCGACCGAACGGCGAGUGGGAGCGAGACCAAGGGCUCCUCCUUCGGCGCCGCCAAGACCGACUCCACCGCCUCGCUGACGUCCGACCGGUGGAGCGACUGCAGCAAGGACAUCAAGUUCGCCGACAGGAAGAUCGCUCGCUGCGACGGCCGGUCGUCGUCCGAGGAGACGGUCCCGCGGCGGGCCUCGCUCAUCCACCAGCGGGCGUCGAUCCCCUGCCCGCAAGCGACGGACAAGGUCGAGGCCGAGAGCACGGACACUUCGAUGAGCGACUCGACGUCGCAGGACUCCAUGAUGUCCGACUGCGCGGGCGGAUCCAUCACUUUCCACCGCUACUACCACGUCUUCAAGGAGGGGGAGUUGGAUCAGCUUAUCGAAAGCUACAUAGACAAUUUGCAUAUUAUCUCGUCGUAUUACGAUCACGCCAACUGGUGCGUCGUCGCCGAGAAAGUUCAGGUUUGGACCAUUUGAGCCGGGCAGAGGAGACCAACUUUCGUCGUGAUAGACUACUAGACAAGGUGCGAAUUUCAGGAUUCUGAUACAUGUUUCUUCGCUAAAAUUUCACGUAAAACACGAUGCGUACAACGAAAAUUACCGAAAUCAACUCCUUCCGAAGAU
Messenger RNA from Bemisia tabaci, 5316 nucleotides. Lineage: Eukaryota; Metazoa; Arthropoda; Insecta; Hemiptera; Aleyrodidae. The record is from RefSeq and is a predicted model, not a curated record.